Pterocles gutturalis (yellow-throated sandgrouse) is the source of this 7170-nucleotide messenger RNA. It is a transcript of the gene NSD1, whose product is annotated as nuclear receptor binding SET domain protein 1. The record is from RefSeq and is a predicted model, not a curated record. The transcript is spliced from 23 exons. Gene Ontology annotation, biological process: regulation of DNA-templated transcription. Gene Ontology annotation, cellular component: chromatin; nucleus. Gene Ontology annotation, molecular function: protein binding; histone H3K36 methyltransferase activity. NCBI's taxonomy places the organism in Eukaryota, Metazoa, Chordata, Aves, Pterocliformes, Pteroclidae. The coding region runs from base 1 to 7170 and encodes 2389 amino acids.
AUGGUCUCCCUCUACGUGCACCUGAUCCAAGCCAAGAAGAAACCUACUCCAGUGAAGUAUGAAGUUGGGGAUCUUGUUUGGGCCAAGUUCAACAGACGCCCAUGGUGGCCAUGCACAAUUUGUCAUGACCCAGUGCUGGACUGUCACUCAAAAAUGAAAGUUUCCAAUCGGAGACCUUACCGGGAGUACUAUGUGGAUGCCUUAGGAGAACCUUCAGAGAAAACCUGGGUUGCUGGGAAAGCUAUUGUCCUCUUUGAAGGAAGACAUCAGUUUGAAGAGCUGCCUGUUCUCCGGAGAAGAGGAAAGCAAAAGGAAAAAGGCUACAAACAUAAGGUUCCCCAAAGAUUUAUGGCUAAAUGGGAAGUCAGUGUUGGACAGGCAGAAGACAUUCUUCUCGGGGGGCCAGAGGAUCAAAAGUGCAGCCAGAACUCCAGCGAGCUGGACAGCGGGAAGGAAGUGCAGGCAGAAUACUAUGCCAAUGGCCCUGGAGCAGAAACGGACAGGCAGCUGAAUGGCUGUUUUAAAUCCUUGGCGUUUGACUCCAGACACCUGGCCAGUGAAAAAGGAAAAUUGCACAUCAAGCCACAUGUGAAAAAGAGCUCUGACAGCAGAAAAAGGACUAGAGUAAAAAAGAGUGGCGCAAGAGGGGAAGCAUCUAGGAGAGAAAUCAAAGAAAAAACACCAGAGAGCAUAGUUAGAAACAUGAUUGUUGGGGACCUACCAGAUAAACACGCGUCUCAUGAACUUCGCCGGAUUGCCAACAGCCUAACAGCAUCCAAUAGCACCAGGGAAAACCAUUUGCUUUCCAACUUUGGAGAAAGACGUUUUGAAAAGACAGCUUUGAAACCAGACUAUGAGAAUCAUAAGAGUGAUGCUCUGAAGAAUGCUCUCCAAGGGGAUUUGUUUUCCAGUGCAUCUUUGGAGAGAGAGAAGAGCUCCCUGGGCAUUUUGUGCAGUUCCAAAUUACAAAUACACUAUUCUGCAUCUGAUGCUGGUAUUGAGAAAAAGCAAACUGAAUCAGAUUCAUCCUCUUCCCUCUCAGAUGGUGGGAACAGUGAUGUAGAUGCCAUGGACCAAAGCUCAGAGAGAGCCUCUAGUGCUCUUGAAGUUAGUGAUUCUUCAGAUAAAGUGGAGAAGGAAUUUCCUAUGACGUCAAGUGGAAACAUUAAGCUUUCCAUGUAUCUUUCUCGGAAGAAGGCCAGGAAGAAGUCAUACAGGGAUCGCAAACCUCUGGGAGGUUCAGUAACCAACAGACUUGAUACUGAAUUUGCAGAUCGUGCGCUUGAAGUAGGCUUCGCUGAUGCCGAGAUGUCAUUGACAGCUCUUCAGUGCUCUCCAGAUGUGAGAAAAGACAAUCUUAAAAACAAGCACACUACUCCCCAAAGUGUUUCCAAGGACAGCUCCUGGCCUGCUGUUGCAAAUCAAGCAAUCUUAAAACCGAAAAGCAUGAGAUUGCCCCGAAUCAGGAGUAUAAAAUGCAAACAUAAAGAAAAAGUUUCUGGAUUGGAGCCUUCUGUUGCAGAAGAGGAGGGUGGCGUGAAUCGCUGCUCUUCUGAUACCAAAGGUUUCUCUGGCCUUCAGAGAGAUUCUCUUCAGAGAAGUGGAAAAGUUGAUGGUCAGAAACUGUUAAACAACAUGCAUGAGAAAACCAGGGAUUCUGCUGAAAUCGAAACGGCUGUGGUGAAACAAGUCUUGUCGGAGCUGAAGGAGCUGUCUUACCGGUCCAUGAAUGAUGAUGCGAGUGACUCCAGCACUCCAAAGGCCACAGUACCUUUACUCUUCUCUUCCGCCUCUGGUCACGGUCGUUUGCCUAUUGAGCCAGAUUACAAAUUCAGCACCUUGUUAAUGAUGUUGAAGGAUAUGCAUGACAGUAAGACAAAAGAGCAGCAACUGAUGACUGGUCAAAAUAUAGUCCCAUUUCGAAAUACCAGCACAGCUGAUGGUUCUGCAAGCAGUUCUGCAAGUGGUCUGAAGUCCUUGUCUAUUGUAGGUCCCCCAUAUAAAAUAGAAAAAAAUGGAGAUUGUGUCCAAGAAACAGUAAAUCCAAACUCCGCUAUAAGCAACUCCUCAUUUUCAUGCAAUCCUCCAACCAAGUUGACGGGGAUUGGUACUAGUAAAAGGGAGCCCACGAGUACUGCUGUUUCUGGGACAAAUGGCACAAAUUGCGUGUCCAAACGCAACUGUUCAAAAUCUAAGCAGUCAUCAAAGCUUGGAGAUAAAACAGUUUCAAACAGAAAGGACUUAAAACCAGGAGGGCCAAUGCAUUCAGAGAGGAAGCGCCUUAGAAAGCCAAGUAAACGGCUUCUGGAGUAUGCAGAAGAAUAUGAUCACUUAUUUGCACCCAAGAAAAAAUCAAAGAAGGGCCAGGAGCAAUUGCAAAAGGUGAAUUCCGUGGCAAGGUCUGAAUUUGAAGGUCUUCCUGCGCAAUGCAGUCCUGACAGAGAUACUCAGCGGGGGCCGAGUCCUUUGGUUUCAACUCCAUCUUCAACCAAAGAGUCCCCUCCCAUCCUUGAGGCAGAGUGCUCCCUCUCAGAACUAGGAACCCAUUCCACUGAUCAACUUCUAGGAGGACCUUCAGAUUUUCCAGAGCUGGUGCUGUCUUCCUCCGAUGUUUCUGAAGUUUCUGCUUCUCCAGAUGCAGAAGAGAGAUUCUUGAAAUCAGGAAACUUCGAAACCAAGCGUCAAAGGAAGCCCACUAAAAAGCUCUUGGAAUCCAAUGACUUGGACACUGCCUUUAUGCCAAAGAAGGAGGAGUGGACUCCUCCAAAGAAGGGCGCUGGCCCUUCAGAGAGCGACAGCUCUGAGCUCUACUCACCAGCCCACUUCCCAGACCUGGGAGAAGCUUCUGAAAAGCUCUUGGAGAAGCAGCGGAAGCGGAAGAGGCCACGCCAUCCCCCUGCUGCAAUACAUUCCAAGAAGGAGAAAAAUGAGGAGGGGCUGGGGGAGACUCCACACUCUGAGGGGGAGACAUCGGUUCAUGGGACUGCUACAAGCCCCAAAGAGGGAAAUGAAGAGGGGUCAGAGAAUGACCAUGGAGUGCCUUCAUCCAAAAAGGUGCAGGGGGAGCGUGGAGGAGGAGCAGCUCUCAAGGAGAACGUGUGUCAGAUCUGCGAGAAGCCAGGGGAGUUGUUGCUGUGUGAGGCGCAGUGCUGUGGUGCUUUCCACCUGCAGUGCCUUGGGCUCUCAGAGAUGCCAAAGGGCAAAUUCAUCUGCAAUGAGUGUUCCACAGGGGUCCAUACCUGCUUUGUGUGCAAGAGCUGCGGGGAAGAUGUAAAACGGUGCUUGCUGCCCCUCUGUGGGAAGUAUUACCAUGAAGCAUGCAUACAAAAGUAUCCGCCCACAGUCAUGCAGAACAAGGGCUUCCGAUGCUCCCUGCACAUAUGCAUGACUUGUCAUGCUGCUAACCCAGCAAACAUCUCUGCGUCUAAAGGUCGCUUGAUGCGCUGUGUGCGAUGCCCGGUUGCGUACCACUCCAAUGACUUCUGCCUCGCUGCUGGGUCCGUGGUCCUCGCCUCCAACAGCAUCAUCUGCCCAAAUCACUUCACUGCACGGAGGGGCUGCCGCAACCACGAGCACGUCAAUGUCAGCUGGUGCUUUGUCUGCUCAGAAGGGGGCAGCCUUUUAUGCUGCGAGUCGUGCCCGGCUGCGUUUCACCGUGAGUGUCUAAACAUUGAGAUGCCAGAGGGAAGCUGGUAUUGUAAUGAUUGCAAGGCAGGCAAAAAGCCACACUACAAGGAAGUAGUCUGGGUGAAAGUUGGGCGCUACAGAUGGUGGCCAGCUGAGAUUUGCCAUCCUAGGACAAUUCCUGUUAACAUCCAGAAAAUGAAACAUGACAUCGGUGAGUUCCCUGUGCUGUUCUUUGGCUCCAAGGAUUACCUGUGGACCCACCAGGCCCGUGUGUUCCCUUACAUGGAAGGCGACGUCAGCAGCAAAGACAAGAUGGGGAAGGGCGUAGAUGGCAUAUACAAGAAAGCUCUUCAGGAAGCUGCAGUAAGAUUUGAAGAGUUGAAGGCCCAGAAAGAACUGAGACAGCUUCAGGAAGACAAAAAGAAUGACAAGAAGCCUCCUCCCUACAAACACAUCAAGGUGAACCGGCCGGUGGGUAAGGUGCAGAUCUUCACUGCAGACCUCUCAGAGAUACCGCGUUGCAACUGCAAACCAACAGAUGAAAACCCAUGCGGCCUGGACUCUGAAUGCAUCAAUCGCAUGUUGCUCUAUGAGUGCCACCCCAUGGUCUGCCCUGCUGGGGAGCGCUGCCAAAACCAGUGCUUCUCCAAGCGACAGUAUCCCGAGGUACAGAUUUUCCGCACGCUGGCACGAGGCUGGGGCUUGCAAGCCAAAACAGACAUCAGAAAGGGUGAAUUUGUUAAUGAGUACGUUGGGGAGCUAAUUGAUGAAGAGGAGUGCCGAGCCCGAAUCCGCUAUGCUCAAGAGCAUGACAUCACCAAUUUCUACAUGUUGACACUAGAUAAGGAUCGAAUCAUUGAUGCUGGGCCAAAGGGCAAUUAUGCUCGGUUCAUGAACCAUUGCUGCCAGCCAAACUGUGAGACCCAGAAGUGGUGUGUGAACGGCGACACUCGCGUCGGGCUCUUCGCAAUUGUAAAUAUCAAAGCUGGGACUGAGCUGACUUUCAACUACAAUCUGGAGUGUUUGGGAAACGGAAAGACUGUUUGUAAAUGUGGUGCCCCAAAUUGCAGUGGCUUCCUAGGAGUGCGCCCAAAGAGCCAACCCAACCUCACGGAGGAAAAGUCCAAGAAGUUAAAGAGACGGCCGCAGGUGAAGCGCAGGUCGCAGGCGGAGGUGAUGAAGGAACGAGAAGACGAGUGUUUCAGCUGUGGGGAUGGAGGGCAGCUAGUUUCUUGUAAGAAGCCAGGCUGCCCCAAGGUGUACCACGCGGACUGCCUCAACCUGACCAAGAGACCUGCAGGAAAAUGGGAGUGCCCAUGGCAUCAGUGUGAUAUGUGUGGUAAGGAAGCAGCUUCCUUCUGCGAGAUGUGCCCCAGGUCCUUCUGCAAGCAGCACCGGGAAGGCAUGCUCUUCAUCUCCAAGCUGGAUGGGCGUUUAAGCUGCACAGAGCACGAUCCCUGUGGGCCUAACCCUCUAGAGCCGGGAGAAAUCCGUGAGUAUGUGCCUCCCAUAGACGCCCUGCCUGACAGCGAGGACACCCAGCCACCAGAGCAGCCACCGGCAGACACAGACCUGAGCGUUCAGCCUCUGGACAACCUACCUCAGUCUGUGGCCCUCAGACUGCAGUCACCAGAAAAACCCCCUGCUACCUUAGCGCUGAGGCUCACCCUGGCUCUCAGGCUGCCUCCACCAGACAAACCACCCGCCACCCUGGCACUGAGACUGCCACCAUCAAAUAAACCCCCCACCACCUUGUCACUGAGGCUGAAGCCAUCCAAUAAACCCCCCACCACCCUUUCGCUCCGGCUGCAGCCUUCAGACAAACCUCCCACCACCCUGUCGCUCCGCCUGCAGCCGGCAGACAGGCCCCAGGCUGCCCUGUCCCUAAGGCUGCAGUCAGAGAAGCAACCCAUCAUCUUAGCGCUGAGGCCUCAGCAGCCUGACAAACCUCCCAACAACGCGGUGCUGUGGCCACUGGACGAGUCCUUCAGUGAUCCCUCACAGCCUCAUCUGCCGAGCAAAUCUCCUCCAGGAACUCCACAGUCGUCAGAUGAGUCGCUUGUUACUGCUGGUGCCCUGCAGCUCCAGCUGUCGGAUGAGCCUCCUGCUGCCCCCGAGGUUUUGGGGUUAUCAGACGAGUCUCUCAUUGACACCAGGACCCAGCAGCCUGAGCUACUGGAUGAGUUCCCAACGAAAUGCCUGCAUCCUCAACUGUCGGACAGACUUCUCACCGUGGCGGGGACGCUGCAGUCCCAGCCAGAGGAUGAGCCUCCUGUGGAUCAGCCUCAGCCAUCGGACAAAGCUUCUGCCCAGAGUCUGCAGCUUCUGUCUGUGGAAAAGGCUCCCAGCUCCCUGGUGCCGCAGGUCACAGCAUUGGAGAUGGCUCCCAGUCCUGGGGUGCUGUGGCCUCUGCCCAUUGAAAAUGUCCCCAAUUCCCCAGUCCUACAAAUCCUGCACGUGGAGAAGGCUCCUGGAUCGGCCGUGCCACGGCCCCCACCUCUGGAGAAGGCUUCCUUCUCUGGGGCAGUGCGGGAGAGUGCUCCCAGCCCUGGGGCACCCCAUCCCCUGCUUCUGGAGAAGGCUCCUGCCCCAGGGAUGCCACGGAUCCUGCCUGCAGAGAAGGCUCCCAGCUUAGGGACACCACGACCCCUGCCUCCAGAGAAGGCUCCUGGCUCCCGGUCACCGCAUGUCCUGCCCGUGGAGAAGGCUCUGGGCUUGGGGGCCCUGCGGAUCCCACUCCUGCAGAAGGCUCUUGCCCCUGGGGUGCUGCGGCCCCUGCCUCCGGAGAAGGCAGCUGACUCCGGGGCCCUGCGCGCCCUGCCUCUGGAGAAGGCUCUGGGCUCCGGGGUGGCUCGACCUCAGCUCUUGGAGAGGCCUCUCACUCUUACAGCCCCGUGGCCUCAGGUGUCGGACAAGCUGGCUGCUGCCGUGGCUCCUCCGCCUCAAGGCUUGGACAAACCUCCGGGCGCGAGGCUGUUGCUGUCGGAGAAGGCGCUGCGGCCUGUCGACCAGAACGCGCAGCCGAAGGAGAGAGGAGCCCCGGCCGUGGAGCUGAACCCCCAGCAGAAAGAAAGGACCAUGUUAGCUGGUGAGCAAAUCUCUUGGUCUGCUGGGAAAGCAGUGAUGCAUGUUGGACAGGUACCUUGGCCUGCGGAGAAACUACAGACGCAUGAGCAAACCCACUGGCCUGCUGCAAAAGCCUUCAUGCCUGCAGAGCAGUCUCCCCGGACCGCAGAGAAACUCCCCGAGCCGCCCCUUCAGCCCAUCUGGGAAGUGGCCUCAGCCCCCGCAGAGCAAACCCCUUGGACAUCAGAGAGAUUGUGUGCAUUUGAGCAGACCCCUCGGCCAGCCAGGGAAGCGCCCGUGCCCCCGGAGCAGAUGCAGUGGGUUGUCACAAACACUCAGACAAUUGACCAGAUUUCUUGGCUGAGUGGAAAAGUACAGACUCCUCGGGGGCAGGACCCUUUGCCUGAACAAAACACUGCGCUAGCCCGUAACCAGGAUUCUGUCUGUCAUGAGUUGGCCGACACAGAGCCAAAGUGA